CAAGAGCUGCUCCAAGUUGCAACUCCGGCCGGCACCAGGCGCUUCCUCCUCCUCCUCCCUCUCCUGCCGUGGCGUCAGCGGAGGCCCCGCCCCGGCCCGGCCGCUCUCGGCUCCCAGGAGCGCCGGGGCGGAGCUGUGAGGAGCAGCAGCAGCCGCGCAACGCCCGGGCCGAGUCGGCAUCAGCUGGGGACGAAGCGCGGCGGCGGCGACGGCGGCAGAAAAUAGCUCCUCAAAAUGGAGGACGGGAAGCCUGUCUGGGCUCCGCACGCGACUGAUGGGUUUCAGAUGGGAUUAAUUGUGGAUAUUGGCCCUGAUACCUUAACUAUUGAACCUCUAAAUCAAAAAGGCAAGACCUUUCAUGCUGCUAUCAACCAAGUCUUUCCUGCAGAAGAAGACAGUAAGAAGGAUGUGGAAGAUAAUUGUUCGCUAAUGUAUUUAAACGAAGCCACACUCCUACACAAUGUAAAAGUUCGAUACAGUAAGGACAGAAUUUAUACAUACGUAGCCAACAUCCUGAUAGCAGUGAACCCGUACUUUGAUAUACCUAAACUUUACUCAUCAGAUGCUAUUAAAAAGUAUCAGGGUAGAUCACUAGGGACACUGCCCCCGCAUGUCUACGCAAUUGCUGAUAAAGCAUUUCGUGAUAUGAAAGUACUCAAGAUGAGUCAGUCGAUCAUUGUGUCUGGAGAGUCCGGAGCUGGCAAGACAGAAAACACUAAAUUUGUUUUACGGUAUUUGACUGAAUCCUAUGGCAGUGGUCAAGAUAUUGAUGACAGAAUUGUAGAAGCCAACCCCCUUCUAGAAGCCUUUGGAAAUGCAAAGACCGUUCGUAACAACAACAGUAGUCGCUUUGGAAAAUUUGUCGAAAUCCAUUUCAAUGAAAAGAAUUCAGUAGUUGGUGGAUUUGUGUCACAUUAUCUGCUGGAGAAAUCGAGGAUCUGCGUUCAAGGCAAAGAAGAAAGGAAUUACCAUAUUUUCUACAGGCUGUGUGCUGGAGCCUCUGAAGAUAUAAGAGAGAAACUUUAUUUAAAUUCGCCAGAUAAUUUUAGAUAUUUGAAUCGUGGUUGCACUCAGUACUUUGCCACCAAAGAAACAGAUAAGCAAAUUUUACAGAACCGCAAAAGUCCUCAGUACUUGAAAUCAGGCUCCCUGAAAGAUCCUUUGCUCGAUGAUCACGGAGACUUCAACAGAAUGUGCACUGCGAUGAAGAAGAUUGGCUUAGACGAUGAAGAGAAGCUGGAUCUCUUCCGGGUGGUGGCUGGCGUUCUACACCUUGGGAAUAUUGAUUUUGAAGAAGCUGGCAGCACUUCUGGUGGUUGCACUCUGAAGAAUAAAUCUAGCCAGUCUCUGGAAUGCUGUGCAGAGCUCCUCGGUUUGGACCAGGAUGAUUUGCGUGUAAGCCUCACCACCAGAGUCAUGCUGACAACAGCAGGGGGCACCAAAGGAACGGUUAUAAAGGUUCCACUGAAAGUAGAACAGGCGAACAAUGCACGUGAUGCUCUGGCAAAAACUGUCUACAGUCACCUCUUUGACCACGUGGUAAACAGGGUAAACCAAUGUUUCCCUUUUGAGACGUCCUGUUUUUUCAUUGGAGUUCUUGAUAUCGCAGGUUUUGAAUAUUUUGAACACAACAGCUUUGAACAGUUUUGCAUUAACUACUGUAAUGAGAAGCUGCAGCAGUUCUUUAAUGAAAGGAUUCUCAAAGAGGAACAAGAACUUUACCAGAAAGAAGGUUUAGGUGUCAAUGAAGUCCACUAUGUAGAUAACCAAGACUGUAUAGAUUUGAUUGAAGGGAAAUUAAUAGGUGUUCUUGACAUUUUGGAUGAAGAAAAUCGGCUUCCCCAGCCAAGUGAUCAGCACUUUACAUCAAUGGUACAUCAGAAGCACAAAGAUCACUUCAGACUCUCGAUACCCAGGAAAUCUAAACUGGCUGUUCAUAGAAAUAUCCGAGAUGAUGAGGGCUUUAUAAUCAGACAUUUUGCAGGAGCAGUAUGUUACGAGACAACCCAGUUUGUGGAGAAAAACAACGACGCUCUGCAUAUGUCUCUGGAGUCCCUUAUAUGUGAAUCCAAAGAUAAAUUUAUCCGGCAGCUCUUUGAAUCCAACACAAACAACAACAAGGACCAUAAACAAAAAGCAGGGAAGCUCAGUUUCAUCAGUGUGGGAAACAAAUUUAAGACUCAGCUGAAUCUGCUCCUGGAAAAGCUUCGCAGUACAGGGUCUAGCUUUAUUCGCUGUAUCAAGCCUAAUUUAAAGAUGACAAGCCACCACUUUGAAGGCGCCCAGAUCCUCUCCCAGCUCCAGUGUUCAGGCAUGGUGUCUGUUUUGGAUUUGAUGCAAGGUGGCUUCCCAUCCCGAGCCUCAUUCCAUGAGCUAUAUAACAUGUACAAAAAGUACAUGCCUGCAAAGCUGUCUCGUUUGGAUCCUAGACUCUUCUGCAAGGCACUCUUCAAAGCCCUUGGAUUAAAUGAAAAUGAUUAUAAAUUUGGAUUAACCAAAGUGUUUUUUAGACCUGGCAAGUUUGCAGAGUUUGAUCAGAUCAUGAAGUCUGACCCAGAUCAUCUUGCUGAGUUGGUUAAACGAGUCAACCACUGGCUUAUCUGCAGUCGUUGGAAGAAGGUCCAGUGGUGUUCUCUGUCGGUUAUUAAAUUGAAAAACAAAAUAAAAUACAGAGCCGGUGCCUGCAUUAAAAUACAAAAGACGAUUCGUAUGUGGCUGUGCAAGAGAAAGCAUAAACCACGCAUUGAUGGGCUAAUAAAGGUCCGCACCUUGAAGAACAGGCUUGAUAAAUUCAAUGAAGUAGUAAGUGCUCUGAAAGAGGGGAAAGCAGAAAUGAGCAAGCAGGUCAAGGACCUUGAAACGUCUAUUGAUGCUUUGAUGAUCAAGAUUAAGGCCACUGAAAUGCCUAGGCAGCAGAUCCAGAAGGAAUACGAUGGUCUAGUGAGAAGCUCAGAGCAGCUUCUGGGCUCACUGCAGAAAAAGAAGCAACAGGAAGAAGAGCAAGAAAGGCUGCGGCGAAUCCAGGAGGAAAUGGAAAGAGAACGGAAGAGGCGUGAGGAAGAGGAGCAACGUCGGAAGAAGGAAGAGGACGAAAGGCGACUAAAGUAUGAGAUUGAAGCAAAGAGAAAACAGGAAGAGGAGGAGAGGAAAAAAAGGGAAGAAGAAGAAAGACGAAUUCAGGCUGAAGUUGAGGCACAGCUGGCACAAGAACGCGAAGAAGCGAACCAGCAGCAGGCAGUUCUGGAACAAGAGCGCAGAGACCAUGAGCUGGCCAUGAGAAUUGCCCAGAGUGAGUCUGAACUCAUCAAUGAUGAAUCUCAGCUGGACCUCGGGUUGCGCAGACCCAAUGGAACAAGAUGUCAAAUGACUGCGGAGCAAAUGGCCACUGAAAUGUCAGAAAUUUUGUCUAGGGGACCCACAGUGCAAGCCACCAAAGCUGCAGCUGGCACUAAGAAACAUGACCUUAGCAAGUGGAAGUAUGCCGAGCUACGUGAUACCAUCAAUACCUCUUGUGAUAUUGAACUGCUGGCAGCUUGCAGAGAAGAGUUUCACAGGCGGCUAAAGGUUUAUCAUGCUUGGAAGUCCAAGAAUAAGAAGCGCAAUACAGAAACAGAACAGCGUGCACCCAAAUCAGUGACCGACUAUGAUUUUGCACCAUUUUUGACCAACUCAACUCAACAGAACCCAACAAGCCAGUUGUCUGCCAGGCAGCAGCAAGAGGCAGAGAUGAGUCGGCAGCAGCGGUACUUUCGUAUUCCCUUCAUCCGCCCAGCGGACCAAUACAAAGAUCCGCAGAACAAGAAGAAAGGCUGGUGGUAUGCACACUUUGAUGGACCAUGGAUUGCUCGUCAAAUGGAGCUUCAUCCUGAUAAGCCACCUAUCUUGCUAGUGGCUGGCAAGGAUGACAUGGAGAUGUGCGAGCUGAACCUUGAAGAGACUGGCUUGACUCGUAAGCGUGGAGCUGAGAUUUUGCCGAGGCAGUUUGAAGAGAUCUGGGAGCGCUGUGGGGGAAUCCAGUAUCUUCAAAAUGCGAUUGAGAGCAAACAAGCUCGGCCUACGUAUGCAACAGCGAUGUUGCAGAACCUAUUGAAAUAAGUAGUCACUUUCUACAUUAACACUUGGUCCCCCGUCCCCCACCUUAACAAUAAAGGGAAGAAUUCCUCUGAGCAGCAGAGGACACUUAAACAUUCUGUAAUUGUCUAGAGAUGUUUAAUAUAAAGUAAACAGAUUUUAUUAAUGUGGCAGUUUUUAAUUUGUAUUUCUGAUGUUUUAAUUUGUGUAGUGAAUUCACUAGUUCUGAGGGUCUGAACAUCCGUUUCAGCCAACUACGUGGUCUGCUUUUUCCGUUCAUGCACCAAUCCCUGCCCAUAGCAUCUGUCAUGACACUAAAAGUGCUGUAACAUAGAGUAACACUCUACUGGGAUUUAACUACAUAACAAUGACUGCAUUUUGUCUUCCUCUUUACACUGUUAAUUCCUUUGUGAUACCCAGAAUGUUAGUCUCUCCUUCAAGAUAGCAUAGCAAAAAGAAAAAAAGUACAUUGCAUCUUAUAACUGGAAUUGUGAGGCCUUAUUGUUAACUUCUACUCUAGAGGUUAAAAAAAAAACUUUUAUAAGAUGAAAGACUUCAUGUGCAACUUAUGAAAACUGCUUGACAUCUAGGUAGAUGUCCACAAGAAAGCAUUUUGGGAAAUGUGUCUUAGGUAGAUUGCAGGAUUUCAAAUACUGAGAGCAGGACAAUUGUGUCUGGAGUACUUAGGGAUAGUUAUGCUGAUGCAUGCUGAAUUUACUAAGCAGUGGGUUUUUCCUUUUUUAACUAUUUUUUACAAGACAAAUUUGUUCAGGCAAUUCUUCAUUUUUAUUUUUCGGUUAUAACUUUCUUAGUCAAACGAAGUAAGACAGAGUUAAGCAAUAUUUUACAAAAAUAUAUAUCUAGAUACAUUUAGGACUGAAAGCAUAAGGGAAGUGGGUUCCAUUUUUCAUGACAGCAAAGCCUAAUUGUCAGCUGAAUUUUGCUGUUCCUUUCUACUUCAGUGCAAUGCACAUGGGAAUAGGUGGCUUCUGUCAGAAACUUUCAGACUCUUGACGAGUGGCACAGCACUGGAAUUUCUAAUUGCACCAUGCUGCUUCAAAUGGCUUAACUUCAUAGUGUUAAAGUAAUAAACUUUUCUUCUAAUCUUACAGAUAUUUUUUUCCAGCUAAUCUUCCAACUUCAGGCUUUGUGGGCUGCUUUUUUUUGCUAAUGUACCCUGGAUGGUAAUUAAAUUUCUUAUGUAUAACGAUUACUUGUUUCACACAGAUGGAAGUUGCCUUUUAUUGAUGUUGCUGGAUAGCCCUAUAGCUGGCUAAUAUCAACAGAUUAAACCUUGGUAUUAUCUCAGUGUUAGGAGAUUUGGGGAAAUAAGUAUUGUCUGGUUGGGAGGGAAACAGAUUGAAUUUGGGGAGGCUUCCCCUCCCUUAUUAUAUUAAGAAGCUAAUUACAUUUCUGGGCUGUAGUUUUUAAUUCUUCAAUAUACUUUCUAAGCACACCAUUGUCACUGCCUUCUGCCGUAGCAUGCCUCCUGGCAGAAAUACCCUCUGCAGUGUAACAACUAUCCAGUGUAAAAUGCUAUGUGCCCACAUGGCUACCAACUUUGGGACAGGGUUGAGAGGAUGUAAAACUGCAAUAUUGAUUAACCUCCAAUUUUAAUGUAUGGUUUGAAACUGUUCACACCCUGUCUAUUUCCAUCUUGUCUUCAGUCUGUAAAAAGCCCCUAUUCCUGCACAUCAACUUUCUGAAGAGCUGGUUGGCAUGGACAGCCUUGAUUGUCGAAGUUGCCACCACCAAAAAUCCAUCAGAGGUUGCACAUGCAACCUUCUCCCCCCAGUGGGAGCCAUGACUUAAAUUUAGGGAUGAGGAACCUGUUGCUCGCCAGAUGUUGUUGAACUAAAAUUCUCACCAUUGGCCAUUCUGGCUGAAGUUGAUGGGAAUCAGAGCCCAGCAAAAUCUAGAGGGUCACAAGCCCACCCCAAUUGAAGGCACUUCUAAUCGCACAAAGGAGCGUCUCGCUGUCCCCAGCCUUCAUUGCACCAUUUGCUAUUUUAGAGAAACCCUGACUUUAGGUCAAAAGGAGCAACAGGAAGGAGGAGGCAGCACAGAGCCCGCUUGCAGUUCAUGGGAUCCAAGUUUAUGUAUGGAGCCCUCUGUUUUGGAUGGUUAAGAUCCAGCAACAGGAACAAUGCAUACAACACGUUUUUGCCAUGUAGAGCUAGAGCGAGAGAGGAUUUUUGUGGUGGUCCUGAACUCGCAGAACCCCUCUAAUCAAUGUUCGGCAGAACAAGAUUAGUAUAUUCAAUGCAAAAUUGUUGAACUGAGGCCAUAGGGACUGGAUGUUAGAAUUAAAGUUAUAGUCAUAAGCUAAGCAUUAACUGACCAUGAUCUAAUCAGAUACUUCACUAGUUGAAUGCUAUGCUUUAGAUCUGAUUGGUGUCACAAAUACAUACAAGGCCAGUUGGAUAACCAGUGCUUUUUUCCUUGGGGGUACUCAAGGGCACACGGUACUGGCACCUUUUCUCCCUCAAACGUUAAAAGUGUGUCACUUACUGUAACGACUUCAUGGUGAGUACUGGCACCUUUUUCUUCUUCUUCUAAAAAAGCACUGUGGAUAACACAACGAUUUUUAUGGCGAAGAGGUUCAGAGAAAGGGGGGUGGAGAAUAGUUAAUGAGGAAUAGAUAUGUUACACUACACGAGAGCUUCACACCUCUCUGUGUUUCCUACUAGGAGAGAAUCACAUUCAGUUUAAAAAUGCCUCUUACCCUGUGUAUGUUCUUAUGGUCUCUGUAUCCUCUCAAACAGUUAUUGACAUUAUGCAUGCUUUUUAUUUAUUUUUUAAAAAUACCCUCGUUAAUUACUGCUGCCACUCGCUUUCCUUGGCAUGUCUGGGGCUGUUUCUUAUGGACCCCAUAUCGCAUCAAAUCGUUAAUGGCAUAUAAAAGAUGCACUUUCUCCUUUAAAUUAUUUUCUGUGUCGUAAUUUAAAGGUACGGCUUACAAAAAGGGGGGAGUAACUAAAAGUUAAGAGCGUAAGCUGACAUAAUAGAUGAGUUGUAUGCAUUAUAUUUGGGAAGCAAAGCCAUGAGCAAAUGCAUCCUAGGAAGUGGUUGUGAAAAAGGAACCCCCAAAUGCUUGCAUGUGAUGCCAUCUAUAUAUACUUUUGAUUGGGAUAACUGCAAUAUCCCACACUUCUGUAUAAUCUGGCUACAUGCUUCGUCAUGAAAAUUAGUAACCACCAUGGGUUGCUUAAGAGAAAGCAAGUUAAGCCCUCUGUUGCAACUAGAAAUGGACCUACUGCUGUCUUUUGGUUAUAAGAUCUCUGGAGGCGGUGCUGUUUUACUUAUGCAUGUACAUUACUUGAAUACACCUGAAUGGAUUCCGAUUAUUGUUUCAGGGGAUGUGAUGUUCUGCUGAAGUUCUUUCUAUAGUGUUUGGUCUGCGAUGACUGUUUCACAUGCUGGUCGCAGUCACUGAGUGAUGAAAAUGCAGUUAUAAACAUGCCCUGUGUCUCAAUUCAUGUUACUUUACUGGGAACAUAAAACCUAUACAGACGUUUCCCUUCAGAAAAUAGCACAAUGUCUUUAACAUUCCAUUGAAAAAUUCCUCAGCUUCUGGUAUCUCUGCCUACUUUAUCCCUGGGUUAUUUUCACCCUAAACUGUUUUAAGUACUUUGUCAAAUGACCUUAAUUAUGUACUGAAAAUUGCUGCAAAAUAAAAACACUCCAUUGAUC
Molecule: messenger RNA, 7764 nt
Organism: Podarcis muralis (Common wall lizard)
Lineage: Eukaryota; Metazoa; Chordata; Lepidosauria; Squamata; Lacertidae
Gene: MYO6
Product: myosin VI
Biological process (GO): actin filament-based movement; actin filament organization; inner ear morphogenesis
Cellular component (GO): ruffle; myosin complex; plasma membrane
Molecular function (GO): actin filament binding; microfilament motor activity; ATP binding
Source: RefSeq, a predicted model, not a curated record